UUUGAUCGAGAAAUCAACAACGACCAGCCGGCUGCUAGUAAACUCUCUUUGUUUCCGAGGGUUUUUAUACGAGAAGCGAUGUCGGCGCGCAGCGAGGGGAGCGACACGCGAGGCCGCCGGAGUGACCAGGUUCGUCAUGUCAUCAUUCUCCGGUGUAUCUAUCGUCGAUGGCUACGACAGGUGCUACUGCAAGACAUCGGCCGUCGAAGCCGGCACGGACAGCGGCUACCAUCUCCUUAUGGUAAAUGGCUACUCGCGUACCAAAAAAGAGAAGCCCACCGGCAUGAGCAUCACCAGCUCUCGUGUUUUUGUGGUAGGAGGACAUGCUUGGUUACUAGAGUACUACCCUAAUGGCAAGAACCCGAACUGCGCCGACUUCAUCUCUCUCUGUGUCCAAGGUGAUGGCAAAGUGAAUGCUAGGAUCAGCUUUUCUCUCGUUGACCAGGUUGAGAAGCAGAUGCCAAUGUACAUUCGUGCAACUAAUAGAGCUUGCAGGUUCGUCGACAGUCAUGGUAAUGUUCUCUGGGGCAUCAAUAAGUUUCUCAAAAGAGAUGCCCUUGAGCGAUCGGCGAAUCUGAAAGGUGAUUCUUUCACCAUCCGGUGUGACAUAAUGGUUUGCAAGGAUCCUAGUACCGAGGAUCCCGGUGGCCAUGACACCAAGGUGCUCCUGUCUGACAUGGACCGGCAUUUUAACAUUCUCCUUCAGACCAAGGUGGGUGCUGAUGUGACAUUCGAGGUUAGUGGCGAGACAUUCAGUGCACAUCGUUGUGUGCUUGCAGCCCGGUCCAAAGUCUUCAUGACACAACUCUUUGGCCCCAUGAAGGAGGGCACUACUACGUCUGGCGUCAUACAUAUCAAAGAUAUGGGAGCAAACGUGUUCAGGGCGUUGCUUAGAUUCAUCUACACAGACUCAUGCCCUGAAAUAGAGAAGGACUUCACGGAGGAGGCGGAAGAAAUGUCUCAAGUACUAGAAGAAGGACAAGAAGAUGAAACAAUAGAGGAUGAGAUGUGGCUGCAAUGGCUUCAAGACUUGUUUGUGGCGGCGGACAGGUACGAUCUCCAACGACUCAAGUGCAUAUGUGAAAUGCAAUUGUCUGAUAACAUAGGUGUGAGGUCGGUGAUGUCCACUCUUGCUCUAGCCGAGCAACACGACUGCCAGGGAUUGAAGGAGGCAUGUUUAAAGUUUAUCCAAGUCCAGUCUUCCUCGUGCUUGCAAACAGUAACGGCCACUGAUGGUUGGGAUCAUGUAGUUUCGACCUAUCCCUCAGUUUUGAAGGAGCUCGUCGUCAAGCUUGGUUCAAACCAACAAAAGUAACACUCUGAUCCCCUUAUGCAGAUACGGGACACACUAGAGAGGUCGUAGUCAAUGUGUCUCGCUUUUGAUUUGCUCGUCAUGUAUAUAGUUCGCCUAUUUGUUGAAUCGGAGAAAUCAAACGUGCAUGGAUAUGGUCAAGCGUCAAAAUGAUAUGCAUUGCAGCAACGUGCAAGUUUCACACCUAGGCUUUUUAUCCUCGUAUAUAUUUCUCUGUGCAUUGUCUCGUAUAUUGUUGCUCUGUGCCUGCCGUGUUAUGUAACCUUUUUCUAGUGGCUACCAAUUAGGAAGCACGAAUGAAUGCUGAUGUUUUUGGGAAGGCGUCUUAUGAGAAUACUCAUUCAGCGAAAAUCUAAAAAAUUCCGGUGUUCGCCUUCGGAUCGACGAGGAA
Molecule: messenger RNA, 1703 nt
Organism: Triticum aestivum (bread wheat)
Lineage: Eukaryota; Viridiplantae; Streptophyta; Magnoliopsida; Poales; Poaceae
Product: BTB/POZ and MATH domain-containing protein 2-like
Exons: 2
Coding region: 137-1315 (392 amino acids)
Biological process (GO): protein ubiquitination
Molecular function (GO): protein binding
Source: RefSeq, a predicted model, not a curated record